Molecule: messenger RNA, 498 nt
Organism: Protopolystoma xenopodis
Lineage: Eukaryota; Metazoa; Platyhelminthes; Monogenea; Polystomatidea; Polystomatidae
Source: the annotation of a GenBank genome assembly
UCUUCUGACGACCCUAAGCUUUCGGACCCUUUUGCCUCUUCCGUCCUCUGUCUGGAGCAUUUAUUCUUUGGCAUCGAUCGCGACGUUAAAGAGCUAAUCCUUACAGCUUGCGAGCAGGUACAGCCAGCCCUUUCGAUGCCACUUCUAGUUGUGCUUGUCAGGGCUGCCGAGACGAUGCAUAGCCUUCAAGUUUCGCCUACCCCUUCUGCUUCGACCUCCAGCCUCGGGGGUACAACUCCAGCAUCCAACAUCAGUUCCACAGGUACCACUGCUGGCAGCGGUUUUCGUGUUCCUGGGUUCAGUGGUAUCGGUUUCGGUCGAUCAGGAAGUCUCACAUUUCUCUCACAGUUGCUGUCCUUUCUAAUGCUUGAGGCUAAGCGCUCCUUCACAAGACUCAUUGUAAGCUAUGGCACUGUUGCCUUUGACGAUUAUCCCCGAUGGUUUUCCCCAGUUUACUUGGUUCCCAUUUUUAUCUUGAUAUAUGUUGGUGCCGGUUGA